Penicillium soppii is the source of this 363-nucleotide messenger RNA. Its product is annotated as DUF2423 domain-containing protein. The transcript has 3 exons. NCBI's taxonomy places the organism in Eukaryota, Fungi, Ascomycota, Eurotiomycetes, Eurotiales, Aspergillaceae. Bases 1 to 363 code for a protein of 120 amino acids. Gene Ontology annotation, cellular component: preribosome, large subunit precursor. The record is from RefSeq and is a predicted model, not a curated record.
AUGGCCAAAAGUAUCCGAGCCAGCGUUUCCAAGCGUAACAGAGCCACUCUGCGCAAGAACUUCUUUGGCCCAAUCGUCGAUGCCAGAACCGAGAGACUCCAUGCCAAACUCCAAGAACUUGCGGAUAAGCCCAAGCCCGAGGCUCCUGCCAAAUCCAAGAGGGAAUUAGCCGAGCAAGAGGCCGCAGCCAAGGCUCAACUCGACAGCGAGCAAGAAAUGGAUGUCGAUGCCAAACCCACCAAGAGCAUGAAGAAGCCCGCACGUGUGCAAAAGCGUAACCAGAAGCCUCGCAACUCCAUCGUUUUCAAGAAACGUGUAUCAUCCGGCAAAGGAACAUCCUACAGAGGAUCCAGCAAGAAAUGA